Molecule: messenger RNA, 2148 nt
Organism: Pyrus x bretschneideri (Chinese white pear)
Lineage: Eukaryota; Viridiplantae; Streptophyta; Magnoliopsida; Rosales; Rosaceae
Product: neurochondrin
Exons: 18
Coding region: 158-2104 (648 amino acids)
Source: RefSeq, a predicted model, not a curated record
ACGGUCGUUCAGGUCCCAUCGAAACACGAGACGGAAACUCAGUCUGCAGAAAAUCCCGGAACCCUCCUGAAGUUCAAAAAACCCUCCAAAAAUCUCCACUGUUUUUUUUUUUACUUCCUCUUUCGUCCUUCAUCAACCUCUCAGCUCUCAGUCUCUCAUGGAAUCGCAGCAAGAUAGACAGUCUCCGGCGGCGGCGCUCGAAGACUGCUUGAAGCUAUUGAAGGGCGAGAGAGACGAGCAGCGCCUCGCCGGCCUUCUCCUCGUCACCAAAUUCUGCAAAGGCGACGACCUCUCCUCCCUCCAGUCCAUUUACAAUGCCGUCGGCGUCGGCUUUCUCGACCGACUCCUCAGGACUGGGAUGGGAAGGGGAAGCAUUAGCAGUAGCGGAAGUGAAAAUCGGGAUGCGUAUUUGCAGCUAUCGGUUACUGUUCUUGCUGCAUUCUGUCGUGUUCCGGAAAUUGCUGCUGCAAACGACAUGGUUUCGAAGAUUCCAUUGGUACUGGAAGUUUUAUCCAACAUACCAGGAUCGGCUGUUCUUGAUGAAUGCUAUGAAUUUUUGUAUUUGGUGUCAACGGCUUCUGAAGACGGAAUCAUGAUGAUGUACUCAUCUGGUGGCAUGAAAAUGCUGGCUUCUCAUAUGUCCGUUUUGCCAGACGGUUCUCAUCAAAUGGAGCUUGCUAUGAAACUCGUGCAAUUGAUACUAAAUAAACUGUCUCUUGACAUCAUUAGCAAUGACUAUCUUCAGGAACUUGCAGUGAUUGUGGCUGCAAUAGCGAGGCAAUUUGCUGUCUUGCAUAGUGCUGUGAAAUUUGAUGCGCUCCACCUACUGUCUGCCAUCCUCUCAUCGCAGUAUGCGGCACCACUUUGUGAUUCUCUUCGUGUAUUACCAGAAAAAGAUUUGCCAAAUUACAUACGCGAUGGUAUUGCAGCCAUUCUACAAAACCGUGUUGCGCCUACCGAAAAGCUUCAGGCACUUAUUUUGGCUGAUUCUAUGAUGAUGAUAUACGGGGAACGAUGGUUGAUAGGUCAGAUCAGCUUAAGUGAGUUGAAAGAGCCUAUUCCAGCUGACAGGUGCCUAGUGCUAGUACUGGAGCAAUCAAGGGUUGAAGUUGCGGUUCUUCUUAAUGAGCUUGCCCAGUUGAAAGAUGAAGCAUCCAAGAAAUCUACGGCCCCUGCUGAGACAAUUUGUUUAAAGAAACGGAAUGUGGCUAUUGCCUUUUCCUUACUUGAAAAGAUAAUUAGCUUAAUAUCAAAUGCCAGUGAGAAUGAAGGGGAUCCUAUUGAUGAGAAUACUUGCAUGACGGUGAUUAAGGGCCUUAACGAGACAAUUGGCGUGGUUUUAGAGUAUUUACAAGAUGCAAGGGAACAUGGACAAAGGAAGGGAGAUGAUCUUCUUGCUUCAGUGCGGCUAAUUGGGAGCUAUCUUGCAGAAACACCGCUUGCAUGCAAAGAGAAUGUUAGAGAACUUUUAGAGUAUAUGCUUUCUGUGGAAGGCGAAGAUGAACAAGGCCCCUUCUAUUCUAUAUGCUUUUUGCUUCCAAUGCUCUGCCAAAUGACAAUGGAGAUUGAAGGAUGUAAAGCUUUGGUUUCCUGUGGUGGCCAUAACGCUGUUGUUGAUUGCCUUGUAAAAUUGAUUGGGCCACAUGGCUAUAUGGUUGAAGAUAAUGAUCGCAUUCUUUUGGCUUGUGACACAAUCUUGAAUCUUCUUUUAAAGAAAGAGCAAUUGCAAAUCCCACUGGAUGAUUCAGUGCUUGUUAAUCUAUUGAAAGCACUGGCAUACUGGACAGAGGGUAAGGAUGACCCAUCCACUAUUAUGAUGGCUUCAAGCAUUUGCUCGCUGCUCUUUGAUUUGACAUCCGAGAAGGCUCUUCUUAAGCAUCCUAACUUUGAUGACAGCACUCUAGAUAGUUUAUCUCGUCUCAUCGCUAGAAGUAUGGCUUCAUGGGGACAGGGUGUGUCUGAUGCUGCUAAAGAAGAAGCGGAUCUUCUUGAGAUUGUCACGUCAGGAUAUUCUCAAUGGGCGAAUCGGUUCUCUCGUGUGAGGAAAGCCGUUGAGAAACAGCCAGCUGGUCCUGCAGCCCAACAAUGGACUUUUAUUUACUAAUAUGGUUGGUUACGGCUUACAACAAUGAGGCGUUGGAUUCUGUC